CGCGAUCGGACCAGCCGGCCACGUGACACGCCACGCGCAUUGCACUUGCAGUUUGUAUGGACAGCCGCGCCGCUAGUCACGCCUUGAGGUGCCGGCUUCAAUCGGCAUUUUGCGAGGAGCAUGCCAACGACGACGCUGCUAGAGACCGGCGGGCUUGGCGCCAGCCUCACGCGCUUUGGGCCCUCGCGGCCCUUUGACGCGACCGAGCUUCACGCGCUCUCGGUGACUUUCUCGCACCAAACCGGCGCGCGCACGCUCCAGUAUGUGCUGGGUGUCGCGGUCGGGCCCGACGGCCAAGUGCGCCGCCAUUACACAGCAAAAACGUACGCCGAGCUGCGCGAGUUCCGGCGCAAUCUGCUCCGCGUGCUCAAGACAAAUGGGCUCUGUACGUGCCGCGGCGACCACUGCACGUUUGGUAGCCUCGCGACGAGCCACUUGAUGAACCACCCGCUCUCGUCGUUUAGCCUCUUUGGCUUUCAAUUGGCCGGCACGCUCGUCUCGCGUCUCAGCAACGUCAGCGCCUUCUUAGACGACCUCAUGCGCGGUCUCCGCACGGUCGACGCCACCGCGUGGUCCAACGACUGCCUCUUCCUCCAAAUGAUCGCAUCCUUCUUCGACACGGCGCGCGAACAUGCCGGGCGCACCAAAAUGGGCCUCCGCGAGCAUCUGCACAUGAACCUCAAGGGUUGGCACCACGACCGCAUGAAGAACUACGGCAUUGGCAUUUCGUACGAUUGAUGAGCCCGAUCGAAGGGCACAGUGAAGUACGGGCAGUAAUUUAUGGCAUUGUGCCAGCACAGUAAAUGUAAUCACACGACGAUCAACUACAACGAGACGCUAAUGAUCGCUUGCGAGAAGUUGCCAAG
This is a messenger RNA of Saprolegnia diclina VS20, 866 nucleotides long. RefSeq lists its product as hypothetical. Lineage: Eukaryota; Oomycota; Saprolegniomycetes; Saprolegniales; Saprolegniaceae. The coding region runs from base 121 to 738 and encodes 205 amino acids. The record is from RefSeq and is a predicted model, not a curated record. The transcript has a single exon.